UGAUGACAGAGACGGAAGUUAUUAAAGUCCACUUCCGGUGACCGGCUGAUGUUGCGGCAGCUUCACGUCCUGACACUGGACCCAAUAAUCUGUGCCACACUCCACCAUGUCCUCGUCCAACCCUGGAGAUCUCUCAGGAAAGAAGAAGAAGCACGUUCGCUUUGCCAGAAUGCAUGAGGAGGAAGAGGAAGAUAACCCAGAGCAGGGGGAGGAGGAAGAGGAAGACACGCUCUUUGACAAGAGGAAGGAUGUGAAGGCCGGUCUGAAGAGUGCCCUGAAGCGAGGGAGAAGGCUGGUGCAGUCUGCUGCAGGGGAGAACGUGGAGAUUAAAGGUGACGGAGACUCGUGCAGCCGCCGGAUGAUCUCCGUCACCCUCUGCGCUUCAUUUCUGGGCUUGGGAAUGUGUAUCUCUGUGUUGGGCCCAACUUUGGAAGAUUUGGCCACCAAUGUAAAUAAGAACAUCAGUAACAUCUCCUACGUCUUUGCCGGCCGAGCCUCAGGUUACAUCGCUGGCUCUCUGUUGGGGGGAAUUCUGUUUGACCUCAUCAACCCUCAUCUGCUGCUGGGUUUUGCCAUGUUGAUGACAGCAUUUGGAAUGUUUGCCACUCCAUUUUGUAAGAAAGCUUUAAUCUUAGUUGCCUUGGUGUCCAGCGUGGGUGUGUCUAUGGGAAUCCUGGACACAGGUGGGAACGUGUUAAUUCUGAACACCUGGGGUGAUCAGGCUGGUCCACACAUGCAGGCACUACAUUUCUCCUUCGCCCUCGGAGCCUUCGUCUCUCCCAUCAUUGCCAAGCUGGUGUUUGGACACGAAUCCGGCAUCUCCGAUGGGAACGUCUCAAAAACCCCAGCUUCCAAUGCCACUACCUCAUCUCUGGCCUUCUUCCAGGGAAAGAGCCCCUUCCUGACAUCCAUGUGGGCUUAUGUGGUCAUCGGUGCCUUCAUCUUGUUUGUUUCAUUUCUCUUCUUCAUCCUGUACUCACGACACUCCACGUCUUCACUCAAGGCAUCGUCUUCAUCAGGGAAACCUCCGUUCUUCGCCAGAUACCAUAACGCACUCAUUGUGCUUCUGGCGCUGUUCUUCUUCUUCUACGUUGGAGCUGAGGUGGCGUACGGCUCCUUCAUUUUCACCUACGCCAAAGAGCAUGCUGGGAUGGAGGAGCCGCAGGCUGCUGAGCUGAACUCACUUUUCUGGGGCUCCUUUGCUGCCUGCAGGGGGGCAGCCAUCUUUUUUGCGACGUGCCUCUACCCCGGCACCCUGAUACUCCUCUGUCUCUUGGGCUCAGUCACUGCCUCUCUGGCGUUAGUGCUGUUUAGUCAGCACCACGUGAUGCUGUGGAUUUCCACGUCCAUUUACGGCGCCUCCAUGGCUGCCACGUUUCCCACCGGCAUCUCCUGGGUGGAGCAGUACACCACUGUGACUGGCAAAUCCGCAGCAGUGUUUGUCAUCGGUGCAGCGCUCGGGGAAAUGGUGCUUCCUGCUUUGGUUGGCUUCCUGUCAGGACGCAUCCCACAUCAGCCGCUGCUCAUGUACUUGUCCCUCUGCACAGCCACCGUCACCUCCAUCCUUUUUCCUGUGAUGUAUAAACUGGCCUCGUCUGCAGGGGGCACUGUGGUCCGCAAACAGCGAAUCAAAACACACUGUGGGCUUGAUGAUGGCGAGGAUCGCCAGGCACUACUUGAUUCCAUCCACGACGAUUGUGAGGAGGAGGCGGGGCCUGAGGACAACGAAUCUGAAAUUGAUCAGUUUAACGACACAGACUUCGAAGUGAUCGAGAUGGACGACGCCAGUCUAACAAACUCGCCCAGUAAGUCGAGCUCCUCACUGCCUGAUAUUUCGCUCAGCACCCAGUUGACUCCGCCUUCCUCUGCACUUGCCUCUAGUCCCAUAGCAGGUUCUACAAGCUCCACCCCCAACUUGAGUGAUUCACCAUGAUGUAAAACAUUCCUUGAUCGAGAAUAGAACAACUGAAAUGCGAACAUCUGCACUGUUUAUAACUAGAAAUACGACGCUAUAAACCGGACCUGGGAACAAAACUGACAUGAACAUGUCUGCCAUCUGCUGGUGGCACUGAGAACUGCAGCGGCUGGUUAUUGACUACAGGAGACUCAGCUAAUGAUGUGUAGGUUGUUAUAGAGCACAACACUGCUCCCCUGUGGCUCUGUAAUGGAACUGCAUUUUAAUCAUUUAAACCACGUGUUACGUCAUAGCCAAGCCCCUCCUACUGUAGUAGAUUAUGGCACAGUGGAGCUUCAAUACUGCGCCGCCGCUGUUGUAUGAAACAUCUUGAUGAAUUCAUGUUGUAUGAAACAUGAGACUCACUACAUUGCUGUCAUUUUAAAGAGCAGUGUGAUGAGCUGAUUGGCUGAAAACACAAUGCCAGGUGUGAAUGUAUAUGAUUUAUAAUGUGAGAAGGACACAGAAAAGCUUUCGGAGCAUAAACACAGAUCAUGAUUAGAGUAACGAGUGUCUUUAACGUUAAUCAUCUCUGACAUCAACAUCUGCUGGAUUUAUUACAACAGGAAAAAAAUAAUUAAUGGAUCAAAUAUACAAGCAAGUGACAGACGGGGAAAUCGGUAUCGGAACAGCAGCACCCCCUAGUGACAGCACUUACCACUCACACGCUCUGUGUGUGUCUCUGUGCGUGUGUGUCUCUGUGCGUGUGUCUGUGUGUGCAAUUGUGUGUCUCUGUCCCCCUGUGUGUCUGUGUGUCUGCGCACGUGUGUGUGUGCUUGUGUGUGUCUGUGUGUCUGCGCACGUGUGUGUGUGUGCUUGUGUGUGUCUGCGCACGUGUGUGUGUGUGCUUGUGUGUUUGCGCACGUGUGUGUGUGUGUGUGUGUGUCAGAUAUCGAUGUAAAUGUGAAUGCUUGUGUUCAUCAAACCGACUUGUGAUUGAAACGUGUUUUACUCCCAAUGUUCCUGCAGCUCGACUCUUCCAUGUCACGUGACUGAACUGACAGAAGAGUGACAUCAUCUCCAGGUUGUGAUUGUUAACGUCUCAGAUUUCAGAUGUUUGUUUUUAAGAUUUCUAAUUUAUUUUAUAAAUAAAUCACUACACGUUGUAUAACGAUGAGAUUCACUAAACUGUUUAAUUGUCAAAGAUUUUUUACUUUCAUGUUAUUGUGUUAAUUUAUUGAGACGUUUCUGUGUCACGUGACGUUUGGCUUUAAUAAACAGGAUGAAACUAUUAAUCAGCCGAGUGUUGAAAUGCUGCCCUGUGAUUGGUCAGAAUCUCUGCAACACCUCAUGGCAUCAGUGAGAUUACACACUCCUCCUCUUCCUCCUCUUCCUCCUCCUGUGUGUGUUUGCUUUUUCAGACUUCACGUCACUUUAACUUUUAUUUAUGUUAAAAUAAAAGAUUGACUCUCACUGUAUCGCUGUCGAAACUCAACCAAAUAAAAUCCCACAAAUAAAUAAAA
Molecule: messenger RNA, 3417 nt
Organism: Tachysurus fulvidraco (yellow catfish)
Lineage: Eukaryota; Metazoa; Chordata; Actinopteri; Siluriformes; Bagridae
Gene: slc60a2b
Product: major facilitator superfamily domain containing 4B
Exons: 5
Coding region: 107-1933 (608 amino acids)
Biological process (GO): transmembrane transport
Source: RefSeq, a predicted model, not a curated record